Molecule: messenger RNA, 417 nt
Organism: Torulaspora delbrueckii
Lineage: Eukaryota; Fungi; Ascomycota; Saccharomycetes; Saccharomycetales; Saccharomycetaceae
Gene: TVP15
Product: Tvp15p
Exons: 1
Coding region: 1-417 (138 amino acids)
Biological process (GO): vesicle-mediated transport
Cellular component (GO): Golgi membrane
Source: RefSeq, a predicted model, not a curated record
AUGCCAGUACCCCCACAGUUCUUUAAAAUUGCCAACUUGACUAUUGGCUCAUUGUGCUUGAUCGCUUCAGUUUCACAAUUGACCUAUAUCCUUUCCAACUUCAAUGCUUUUUUGUUGGCAAUCUUUGGUAUAGUGUUGUCCACCCCGAUUGUUGUUCUAGAGUUUAACAUUCCUUCGAAUUUGUACCGUUAUGCCUCUUUCUACUUCAGUUUCCUCGGUAGAGGAGUGGUCUAUAUCCUAAUCAGUUUCCUGCUUGGGUUUGGUGGGGUCUUCAAGAUUCUAACUUCGCUAUUGACCUUCCUAUUGGGUGUGGUUUACACAGUCUUUGAGUUUUUACCCCAGAUUGAAGAACCAGCUAAUUUCAGAGGUGAGGGUUCUCCAAUCGCUGUGGAAGGUGAUGAUGAUGAUAUUAUCUAG